This is a messenger RNA of Erpetoichthys calabaricus (reedfish), 1067 nucleotides long. It is a transcript of the gene atoh1b, whose product is annotated as atonal bHLH transcription factor 1b. Gene Ontology annotation, molecular function: protein dimerization activity. The record is from RefSeq and is a predicted model, not a curated record. NCBI's taxonomy places the organism in Eukaryota, Metazoa, Chordata, Cladistia, Polypteriformes, Polypteridae. The transcript has a single exon. The coding region runs from base 156 to 953 and encodes 265 amino acids.
AUAUUUUCACAAGCUGUCAUCAGUAAUUACAUUUAGAAGUAUUUAUCUUAAACGUUUUUGGUUUUUUUAUUAGCAUCAAGGAGAUCGCUGCUACAGCCAAAAGGCUACCUUGAUAAGGGUUCUGAAGUUACGCGUUUCUUGGAUUAUUGAAGAGCAUGUCAGUGACCAGUACUAAGUUCACGCGAAUUGACUGGAAAGAAGGACGGCGUGCGGAUCUGUCCAUGUUGCCAGAAAUAUCAAGACUGACUAGCAGUGAUCCGAGAAGCUGGAUCGGCAACAGGUUUCAAGUAAAUUCCCACGAAUUUCUUAUCCAACCUCCAACAGAAGGGACAACGGCAACUUUCUACGAACACGGAACAGGUGUGACCGACGUGGACAAUUCGAUACCCAGCAGCCAGUCGUGCAACAAUAUAUUAAUAACGGACCGAGAUAUAUGCACGGUGAAGGAGGAGGCCAGGAGGAACACUGUAAUGGAAUAUCCUGUCUUACAAAAGCACAGACGUGUAGCGGCCAAUGCUAGAGAAAGGCGCCGAAUGCAUGGGCUGAACAGGGCUUUCGAUGAGUUGAGGAGUGUCAUCCCUUCGCAAGACAACGAGAAGAAGUUAUCCAAAUAUGACACGCUGCAAAUGGCUCAGAUCUAUAUAGCCGAGUUGUCAGAAUUGCUCAAAAGUGUCAAUGAAAAAGACCGAUGUACCGACAGCUGCAGCCAGCUCAAAAUGUGCCCAUCUGAAGCGAUCUCCAGCUAUCCACGGACAUGCUCAUCCUCCUCGGCCAAAUUUCCUGUCCUGGGGGAACCUCGGGAAAAGCAGGCACCCACAGGACACUUGGUUAUCGUGCCAAAGCUCAAAUCAGUUUUGGGAACAGACAAUGGUCAACCGAGCCCUGCGAAUGGUAGUGAUGGCGAGUCAUGUCACUACAGUGACAGUGAGGAUGGCCAGAUGGACAGGCGGUAGAAGCAAAUUAUCAACUCAAGUUUUUUCAAUAAAGAUGGGCAGGACAUAAAGUGAUGACACUGUAAUGUUAACUAAAGCCCAAAUAAACACUGGGCACGUCCUUACUGACUAGGG